AUGGCGCUACAGACCAUGAAGAUCUAUGACCGCGAGUGUAGUCUCCUAGACGACAUCCCGAUUCCCGAUUUAAAGUACGUGGUAGAGUCAUCAAACCUACGCCAGGUCGGUGUUGAGAUUUCACAAACGGAUUCAAUCGGAUACGAAAAGAAUAUUGAAAUUGAUGAGGUAAAAAUGACCGAUUUUAUUCCGAAGAAACUGAUUGGACAGGCUAAGCAAUUAAAAGGUUCCGAUGCUGCUUGGAGGUUUCAAGGAACAGCUGACUGCAGCGUUCCUGUUUUUAUUACAGUAAUAAACUGUCGGACGCUAUAGGCAGUUAACUUAGCUUCUUAAUCAGACAGUAUCAUCUGAUACAGUACUGAGGGCAUUAAAAGUAGAACAUCAGUGAGCCGUUAUCAAAAGUGUAAGCCGCAGUUAAAGCGGGCAUUUCAAACUACAAUAAAACUCUAAAUGAAAUUGAGACGAACGCAAUCUCCAUGCCGCGAAAUUGCUUUGAAGAUAAAAACACCUUGUUUUGUCUUUUAAUUAAUCAACUUGUAUUAGAAAAUAGUAUCAUAUUUAAAAUCAUAAUAAAAAAAAGUUAAAUGGCUUAUACUCACACCAUAAACACAAAACAAAUUUAAAUACAGA
Molecule: messenger RNA, 630 nt
Organism: Nezara viridula (southern green stink bug)
Lineage: Eukaryota; Metazoa; Arthropoda; Insecta; Hemiptera; Pentatomidae
Source: the annotation of a GenBank genome assembly